Messenger RNA from Arabidopsis lyrata subsp. lyrata, 1000 nucleotides. RefSeq lists its product as uncharacterized. Gene Ontology annotation, biological process: regulation of DNA-templated transcription. Gene Ontology annotation, molecular function: DNA-binding transcription factor activity. The record is from RefSeq and is a predicted model, not a curated record. NCBI's taxonomy places the organism in Eukaryota, Viridiplantae, Streptophyta, Magnoliopsida, Brassicales, Brassicaceae. The transcript has 10 exons. Gene Ontology annotation, cellular component: nucleus. Bases 266 to 754 code for a protein of 162 amino acids.
GUAUUAUGUUUUUGGCAUUGGAUUCUUUGGUACAAUCUCUGUUUCUCUUUGAAAUAUUCAAAGGCUGCGAUGGACUAAGCAUCAAAUACCAGUUCGAUCCGAUUACACAGAGAUAUGGGGAGAGAGAGGGUAAGGAUGAAGAUGAAGCUGAAGAAGCUGAAGCUUAAGAGGAGGCGAAGAGAUUUGACCAAGCGAUUUCUGCGGAUUAUCCAGCAGCCGCAGAUAUGAACUAAGACCACACAAACAAGAACAUGAUGCACUGUCUAUGGAGAGCGAACUCAAGAGAUUACGGCUUUUGACCAGGAGAUUGACUGGUAAGGAUCUCGACGGUUUGAGUUUCGCGGAGCUGCAAUUACUUAGAGACCAUCUAAACGAUGUCUUGGUCAUUGUGACUAACCAAAAGAACAAAAUAAAGCUGGAAAAGGCUGAAAGGCUGCGCCAACAGAAGAAGGAAGCAGGGGAUGAGAAUGAAGGUCCGAGGACAAGGGUUUUGGUUCCUUGCAGAUCCUCUAACCGCGGCUCCGGAGAGAGACAACAGAAACAGGAUGAUGGAUCACCACCACUGUCGCGAACGCAGAUAGAAUUCGAGAAACGAAAAGCUGAAUCCAUGCACAGCGAAUUCGAGAGAUUAUGGCUGUUGAAGGAGAGAAUGAAUGGUAGAAAGCUGACAGGUAUGACUUUCUCCGAGCUGCAUUUACUUAUAAGUCAGAUAUACCAAGGAUUACGUGGAGUGCAUGAGCAUCAUCAUAUAUGACCUGACCAAGAAUGGAACAAAAUGCAAUGCUAUGCUAGACUCAUGUAGCUGCUUCUUUCGAUUGAUUUCUUCUCUUUAUUUACCCUCCCUAAUAUUUACUUUGACAUAAUUUUAUCUUUUAUCGUCUCCUCCCUUCUAUACUUUCGGACUAUGAGUCUCUUUAGUUUGACUUUUAAGUAUUACUGUUUUCCUUUCGCAAUCUUAUGUAGGAAUGACAUGUUCGCAUAAUCGCAUUUUGUUUAUUCU